Columba livia (rock pigeon) is the source of this 4395-nucleotide messenger RNA. It is a transcript of the gene IFT27, whose product is annotated as intraflagellar transport 27. Bases 185 to 745 code for a protein of 186 amino acids. The record is from RefSeq and is a predicted model, not a curated record. Gene Ontology annotation, molecular function: GTPase activity; GTP binding. Gene Ontology annotation, cellular component: intraciliary transport particle B; sperm flagellum. NCBI's taxonomy places the organism in Eukaryota, Metazoa, Chordata, Aves, Columbiformes, Columbidae. The transcript is spliced from 7 exons. Gene Ontology annotation, biological process: intraciliary transport; vesicle-mediated transport.
AACAACUCCGGGUAGCAUCGAUGAGCAGAGCCCACAGCCAACCAAGCUUGGGGGGUUGGUCGUCUCCUGAAGGAGGCGGGGCGCUCGGUUGCUAGGGCCGCGCCGUUGCUAGGGCAGCGGCUGCCGCCACCGCGCUCUGCUGCGGCCUUCCUGUCCCGCCGCCGCCUUCCCGGGGACCGGGGCGAUGGUGAAACUCGCUGCCAAGUGCCUCCUGGCAGGAGAUCCAGCUGUGGGGAAGAGUGCUUUAGCCCAGAUGUUCCGCAAUGAUGGGGCUCAUUUUCAGAAGAACUACACACUGACAACGGGCAUAGAACUGUUGGUGAAGGCUGUAUCAAUUCCAGAGACAAGUGAUAGUGUGGAAUUCUUCAUUUUUGACUCUGCAGGAAAAGAUCUAUUUUCUGAAAUGCUGGAGAAACUGUGGGAGCAACCCAACGUCCUGUGCCUUGUCUAUGAUGUCACUAAUGAGCAAUCUUUCAACAACUGUGCCAAGUGGUUGGAGAAGCUGAGGGCUCAAGCAGUUGGAAGGCACAUCCCAGGUGUCUUAGUGGGGAAUAAGACAGACCUGGUUGGUCGUCGAGUUGUGGAGCAGAAACAAGCAGAGCAGUGGGCUGAGAAACAUGGCCUGGCGUACUGUGAGAUGUCCGUGAAGGAGAUGAAAAAUUUUGAGGCACCUUUCCACAUCCUGGCAAAGUCAUUCCACCAACUGUACAAAGAGAAAGUGGAAACUUUUCACUCACUAGCUUGAGGGCCGUGACUGGGAUGACUUUUUUAUCCUCUUAGCUUUUUCUAGCGCCCGGAAUCCUGCAGGAUGGAAUACAGAGAGAAGAAAAGAUGAGCUAUUUGCUGCUUCAUGGUCAUCUUCUGGUAAUUCAAAAUAAACUAGAAAUAAGCAAGUGGAAAGACACUCUUCUGAAGUUGCUACCUCAGCAUUCCUUUCAUGUCCUCUAACUUGGUUCUCUGCUCACUGAAAGUCUGCUGCGUUGGAGGAGGUGGGGAGUAAAAGGGGAGGGCAGAAUGGAAAUUGCCAGCUCUUUGCUUUGAUAUUGUCUUGUCUCUUGUCUGAACAGGCUUCCUGCUGCUACAAGCCAGGAUUUAGAGGUUUGGAGGAGAGAGGAAACUGACAGGAUGUUUUUCAACUUAAGCAACUCAGCCUUGAUGCCUAUAUUGCAGGGCGGGACUGGUGUGUCCCUGCCACUUGAAAAGCAUUUUCAGUAGGGGACCUGUGCCUUAAAACCAACACAUAGAGACUGAGAUGUGCGGGGACAGAGCUCGCUUUAGGUGUGUUUUUAGGAGCGCCCAGAGUUUGAGGCCUUUUUUAACAGUGUUAAUCUUAUCAGUCAUAGGACUGAUAUGUUGAUGACUAAUAUGUGUUUCUGAGAAUCUGGUUCUUUUAUUCGACAUGGCUCACUUUCACUGCCUGGUAGAAACGAUCUGGCAUCUGUGCUAUUGUCACUUGGUAAUGCAGUGCCCUCUGCUGGUCCCAGGUCACAAGAUUUCUGAAGCUACCUCUCUUGGAGUGAGCAGGAUUUCCUACAGGCACAUCCAAAUUGGCUUAUCUGCAACAUGUGGUCAGGUGGCAAGAAUACCUGUUUUAUUCUGAGUCCAAAAUUUUAAAGAAAUUAUAUUUUCUUCAUGUCUGUGUCAUUUCAUGUGGUUUUGUGUCAUUUUUGUUUUUGUCAGCUGAACUUGGCAAUACCAAGUUCAGUUCUCAAUCCUUCACUAGAAUCAGAGUCCUCUUUGUUGUUAAACUUUCCCUGCUUGUCCUUUAAUUUCAGAUUAAAGACCAUGAUUCUGAUGUCACUAGUGGAAACAGGACUCAGGAAAUGAAAGCCAACCUGGCUAAGUUCAGAAAGGGUAAAAGCCUAGAGAAAACUGCUCUUAUGUGUGGAGUGCUGAUGUUGCACGUGUGAGAGUCUGCUAAUGCAGUAUGUGAAAGCAUCCAUGGUAAGGUACUGCCUUGUAACUGAGCCUAACACCAAGGAGUUCAAAAGUGUAACCAUCUUCUUCUCCCAGAUUACGUUAGCCCCCCUUGGGCAAGGGAAGCUGGAUUUUGUAGAGAGUAACCACUGAGUGAAUUUUCAGGCAGGAUUUUCAGGAAUCUGUUUCAAGACUUUUAAAUGUGCAUUUUAUAACCAUUUUUAUGCCCAAUGCUAGGAAAAGUACAUUAGAUUGAACAUAAGAAAUAUGGCUGCAGAUGUUGUAGUUGAGUUUAUGAAGCACUUCGAGAAUCUAGCAGCUGGGCUCAUUUCACUGGCAGCAGUGUUGGUGCCAGGAAUUAGCUAGGGAGCAUGAAUACCAGCUGAAGAGGUUAAGUAGAAACUCAGCCCACAAGAAAAGAAAAUGACUAGGUUCUUUUGCUGGAAGCCACCUAAAAAAAUACCAGAAACAGCUGGGAAAACUCUUGCUUCCUCCAAAGAAGGAAGGGCUCCUCCAUGGCCUUAGGGUAACGAGGAAUCUCACUGCUUUUUGGAUUGGAUUACUGUUACUGGCAUUUUUAUUUUACAUGGGUUCUCUUGUUAAUUCUGGGUGGGUGUCUGUUGAUUUACAUGGGCUGAGUAGAGUCUUGCCUGCAGGUGCUAGUACGUCCGACUAUUAAGAAUACAAGUUAUUUUGGAUGCUAUGCUGGUCUAAUUAAAGAACUAAAGUUUUGUUUUGAUUUGGUAGAUCAUUUUGCCCCUGGUUCUAUUGAUGAUGUGAUUACAACACAAGACAGAUAUUUUUUCAUAUUGAAAAAUAGCAUGCCAGGUGUGUAUGCCACCUGUGAAGUGGUAUAUAGAGGGGACGAACGCCUUGGGAAUAGGUGAUAAAGUGAAUCCUAUGCAGUCUCUAACCAGCGAGGUCAAUCUCCGCACCAGAAGGACCUCCUAUAACUUCAAAUGAACAGUCUAAAUACACCGCUAAGAUGAAGAUUGGUGAACACUGUUUUAUUAAAUGAAUGCAAAAGCUGGAGGAUCUCAUUAAGGGAAUGCUUGCAGUAGUGAUUUGUGAUUUAUAGGGAAGCUGCUUUUGAGAGGUUAGUGAAGAAAAAUGCAUCCCAUGCAGGGAAAGAUAUAUUGCCUGAGAGAGAGAAUGUGUGAUCUAAUUAGCUAGCAGUAGGAAUUCACCCACUGCCCCUUUCCCUCUUCCCACAUGCCAUGACUGGAAUUAGAGAAGGGAUUGUGUCUGAAGCAUGUUGCCCAACUUGCUUUUUACAGGACUAUUUCAAGCACUAAUGUAGACACAAUUUAAUGUCCUUCAAAAUGGUAUGUUUGACAAUAACCACCUUAAUCCUUCCAAAUGCAUUUUAAAAGCAUAAGAGACUAAUGUGCUAUAUAAUACCAGCAUGAUGCAGGUGAUGCUCGUUGCUAUUUUCCUAACUUAUUUGUGACCUUGGUUGUAGAGGCCAGUAGUGAAGAGCGGGUAGAGAACCUGGGAGCCAGAUACAGGUAGGCUGUGGAAAGUAGUUCUGUGUCUGUGUGAAGGAGUUUAGGGUAGUGAGUGGGUAACCUGGACAAACAGGGAGAGCAAGGGUCUGUAGCCAUUAAGUUUCUCUUAACGGUGUUCAGUAACUGUUGUGGUCACAUCUAUAGGGUGAGAAUGCACAUUUGCUGCUCAGAGCCUUAGCAUCACUCUGAAUUACAGACACUGUGGAGAGCAGUGGGAGGAAGGCAGAAAGCCUGUCUGCUGACCGGGAAGCUGCUUGUCUUCUUACAGCUUCCCUGUUUUGUCCAACUGUGCAGUGCUGCAGGUGCUCAGCAUGGAUGUUUACAACCCAGAAGAGACCUAGGUCAACCAGAACUGAAAUUUCAGAAGAAAAAGGAGGAAACAAAGAGGCCUAUAACUGUUUUUAAGAGAUACAUAGUGCUUCUUUUUCCUGCUUUCUGGUUUGAUUAGACAAAACCCAUUUUUAGUUCCUUGGAGGCCCUCCUUCUUACCUUUCCUUUGGUCCUCAUGGUUCUGCUGUGCAGAAUCCCUGUUAUACUUGUGUCCUGCUUUACUUAGCUUGAUACAUCACCAGCUGAUUUUUUUUUAUCCUAAUUUCUGCAUUAUCUGUUCCCAAGGCUGCAAGACAUUUCUUCUUACAAAGAUUAAUAGACAAAAGAAAACAAAAGUAGAAUUUUUAGUUAAAUUGUCUUGGAAGAAAGAACCUUAAGAAGCUGACUGACAUUCUGUAAUUCUACUGGAAAUUCGUUUGUGUAAAGUUGUCAUAUUAAAGAAGAUUUAAUGGUUUGGUUUUGUCUUGCCAGACACAUUCUACUAUGGAGUGAAAUGCAGGAUGUAAAAUUCCAGCAAGAUCAGGUUUUAUUGUGGGAGUUAAUAGGAGUUUCAAAGCUGAUCAUACUCUGAUAAGACCUGUUCAGCUUUAACAAUGGAAUGGUCACUGCUGUUCAUAAUAAAGCAUUAAAUAUACUGAAA